This is a messenger RNA of Solanum tuberosum (potato), 667 nucleotides long. RefSeq names its product ubiquitin-conjugating enzyme E2 variant 1D-like. NCBI's taxonomy places the organism in Eukaryota, Viridiplantae, Streptophyta, Magnoliopsida, Solanales, Solanaceae. The record is from RefSeq and is marked provisional.
CGAUUUUUCAAGAAUCUCUCAGUAUUUUAUUUUUUUUCUUCUUUUUGUCGAUCAAAUCGAUAUUUGUAUAAACCCCAAAGAAUCAUCUGAAGCAUCAAUCAGCCAUGACGCUUGGUUCAGGAGGAUCUAGUGUUGUGGUCCCUCGCAAUUUCAGAUUACUGGAGGAACUUGAACGUGGGGAGAAGGGUAUUGGAGAUGGGACAGUGAGCUAUGGUAUGGAUGAUGGAGAUGAUAUUUAUAUGCGUUCUUGGACUGGCACCAUUAUUGGUCCUCACAAUUCUGUGCAUGAAGGCCGCAUUUAUCAGUUGAAGCUAUUCUGCGACAAGGAUUAUCCGGAGAAGCCACCAAGUGUCCGUUUCCACUCUCGAGUUAACAUGACAUGUGUCAACCAUGAAACAGGAGUGGUGGAGCCAAAAAAGUUUGCUUUGCUUUCAAAUUGGCAGCGAGAGUACACUAUGGAAGACAUACUGACUCAACUGAAAAAGGAAAUGGCUUCUCCCCACAACCGUAAGCUAGUUCAGCCACCCGAAGGCACCUGUUUCUAGUGUUAAGGGCAAUAACAUAUAGGUCUUGUCAACUAUGUGCGAAAUUGUACCGCUGUGUUGUCACCUUGGGAAUUAAAAUGUAAAGGGGUUGAAUGCCUGAAGAGGCUUCUCCUCUUACCUCA